AAGAGCUCUGUGGUGAGUAAAGUUGAUAAGAAAUUUAAUAUUAUUGAUAACGUAAGACGUUAGUGAAAAAUUUAAUUAAUAAUAAAUUUGAAUAAUAGUUACUAUAAAUAGAACAAUAGUUUGAACAUCAAGCUGCCACAAUGUCGUUGAUAAAAAAGUUAGUGGAACAGCUAAAAAGCAAAGAAUUUCGGGAGUAUUUAAUGAGCACACAUUUUUGGGGCCCAGUAGCAAAUUGGGGUAUACCACUAGCAGCUAUAGCAGACACAAGAAAGGACCCAAGGUUUAUUAGUGGUAAAAUGACAUUUGCCUUAACACUCUAUUCGCUGAUGUUUAUGCGUUUCGCGUGGCGAGUACAGCCACGAAACAUGUUAUUGUUUGCAUGCCACUUAACAAAUGAGUGUGCACAGUUGACGCAGGGAGCUAGGUUUAUCAACUACCACUACAUACAGGGACCCGAAACAGAAAAACAGAAUGCACAAGAGAAAGAAAAGGAGAAGUAGAUAGGUGUGUUUUGAUACUUGUGCGAUCAUAAAUUGACUAGGGCAAAUUAAGUAUGGCUUUCUUGAGAUUUAGGACAACUAGAGGUUAGUAAGGUCAUUAUUGUAACUUAAGGGGCCAAAUACCAAACUUGUGGGGGUCAGUAUCUAGCACAAAUAUAUUGACCAUUUCAUCAAGUAUUUGUAUUAAGUAAACUUAAUUGUCCCUUGUGCACAAAUGCAAGGAUUUCCUUAGUAUACAAAUACUAGUUGAAAGCAAACUUCGUCUAUAGUUUUAGAACAUCACUCAAACUUAAAUCUAGCUUCAAGACCUGCCAAACCAUUUGAAGUUAGAACAUAUUUGACAGUGCUUAAUCUGGCGCUUGAGAUACUUUUUGCGUCAUAGUUGUAAAUAUGAGGAGUGUCCAAGUUUUCCAUACAAAAAUUAAUUGUUAUUUUAUUACCAUUUUAUUCAUCCUAAAGGGUGCAAUAUGUUAAAGUUCAUCGUGCAAGUAUCGCAACCAUAUUAAAAAAAAAACAAAUUAUUUUAAUAGUUGAAUAGGUUUGUAAGUAGAUGAAUUUAGUUAAAAUAUUUUUCGGCUGCAACGAUAAGUCCUAAAGGGCUAAAAUGUUACAGUAACACCGAAUUUGUGUAUAGGCCUAUUAGCUAUAGGUUACAACCUGACCUUUAAACCAAAAUGGAACAUAUUUUAUUUCAAUGAUAUUUUUAUUUUUAAUAACGAAUUUACUAGUAGAUUUAUUAAGCUUAUGUACAUUGCAGUUUUUAAAACUCAUGUACUUAUAAUAAACGAAAGUUAAAACCAAGAAAAUCGUGACGGCCUUGGUUUGUCAAAACAAUGUAAGAGAAUGUAAAUUACUAUAUUAAUGUAAUGGCUGUGUACAUGUGCCAAUUGGUACUUUCUAUUUGUGCAUAUCUUUUGACUAUUUUUUAACAAUAGGUUUUGUUAAACCAUGCUAUUUCGAUUCCCUAUUUUAAUAAUCUGUCCGUUGCUAGCAUUUUCAAAUCACAGAUAUAAUAUUUGUAGAAUGUAAUGUCCUGCCUGUGUGGCAAUAGUAUCUGGCAUCUGUAUGAAGUACAUAUAGGUGUAUCAAACUUAAUUAAAAGAGAAAAUUUAAUCUGUGAUUUUGACUGCGUAAAAAGGUGCUAACAACUAGAAGUAAGGUCUAUUUUAUAUACAGUGUAAUCUCUAUAUAACGACGCUCAAGGGACUGUGCCUAUUUUGGCGUUACAAAGAGUUGCCAUUAAAUGGAAAAAAAAAUCUGUAUUAGAAAAACAAAGUUUAUUUCAGACCAGUGUUAUUAAUUACAUAAAACAAUUCGUAUUUGAACGCUAUUGCGUCUGUAAUUUUUGUACUGUACCAGUACUUAGGUUGUAUUUUUUACUUAUUUAAUUCAUAUCUUGCGAUAUUGAGGCAUUUUCGUGAUAAAGCACAUGCAAGCAUGCGCAAUUUGUAAAAAAAAGAACGGAUUUCUUCGAAAGUUCAGUACGUAUGAUGACGUACCGACAGUCGAGUUUAUUUCCCGCUAGGACAAUAAAGCGACAAAACAAAGUACACCGCUCCGCAGUUUUAACUGAUUUAUGCAACUUAAAAGGUACUUUUUCGUAUUGAAUUGUUAUCGUUAUUGAGGGUGGGUGUAAUGCUAUGUAGAGUGUAUCACUGUAUGAAAGACAAGCUGAACCAAAGAAAGCCGAGUGAUCUCGACGCUUUGGGGCGUUUGUCGUUACAUCGAGAGACGUUACAUGGAGCUUACACUGUAAUUAACUCUGCAAAGUUAUUUUGAAACUCCAAACAGUCAGAACGGCAUCCCGUGGACAUAAAAAUCUUGACAUGGAUUUGUAAACCCCUUUUUUUAUAGGCAACAAAGUGUAUAUAUUUCUGUUUAUCUAUCCUGACAUCUAUAAAGCAAUUUUAGUGUAAUAACCAUAAUUAGUACUAUGUUGUGAAGUUCUAUUUUAAUCUUAUCUAUGCAAAUAUAGAGCAUAUGUAAAUCAAUGAAAAAUAAAUAACUAUAUGCUAAUAUCAAUUUAUUUUAAUGUGAAUAAGAUUUUCGACAAGAUGACGUUACCUGGUUACUGCGUUGUGAUUCGUUGUAGCCGAAAUUGUUAUGUACAAAGUUAUAUUUUUGGAAAAUUUAUAGUGAUUGUUGAAUUAUACUCUAUUGCUGAUCUGUUAUUUAUGUUUAUUUGUUCAGUUGUAUAUUCGACAUAAAUGAAUAGAUAAUUA
This is a messenger RNA of Pieris napi, 2722 nucleotides long. It is a transcript of the gene Mpc1, whose product is annotated as mitochondrial pyruvate carrier 1. The transcript is spliced from 4 exons. Gene Ontology annotation, biological process: pyruvate import into mitochondria. Bases 141 to 500 code for a protein of 119 amino acids. The record is from RefSeq and is a predicted model, not a curated record. Gene Ontology annotation, cellular component: mitochondrial inner membrane. Lineage: Eukaryota; Metazoa; Arthropoda; Insecta; Lepidoptera; Pieridae.